This is a messenger RNA of Myripristis murdjan (pinecone soldierfish), 4844 nucleotides long. It is a transcript of the gene raraa, whose product is annotated as retinoic acid receptor, alpha a. Gene Ontology annotation, molecular function: nuclear glucocorticoid receptor binding; zinc ion binding; RNA polymerase II cis-regulatory region sequence-specific DNA binding. Lineage: Eukaryota; Metazoa; Chordata; Actinopteri; Holocentriformes; Holocentridae. Gene Ontology annotation, cellular component: transcription regulator complex; nucleus. The record is from RefSeq and is a predicted model, not a curated record. Gene Ontology annotation, biological process: regulation of transcription by RNA polymerase II; retinoic acid receptor signaling pathway; cellular response to corticotropin-releasing hormone stimulus.
ACUGGAGUUAAAACGUGACUGCAAUGGUUGCCUUUGCGAGCGCUGAGCCUAACUUGUCCGCUCACUGAGAGCCGUCCGCCGCCUCUUACCGACGGUUUGCCGGGGGGCUAAUUUUGCUCAGCACUCGCAGUCUCCGCCGUUUACAAACUGAAGAGCCCGCAAACAACUUUGAAAAGAGUACCGACCGCAAAGAAAUACAGCUGCGCGACUGAACUUCCACCAGCAGCCCGAGGGGACCGGGAGGAGGAGUCAACAGGUCCCAGAGCUUAGGAGCUGCAAUCGAUUGAAGGGGAGAUUUCCUCGGCCAAGGACGGGGAGAUUGACGUUUUUGGGAAGAAGGGCUCGUCCAGGCGAUCGAUGCGUGCAGCCCACCAGCCGGAAGCCCAGUUGGCUGACCAGCACGCCGCUCAAUCAGUCUGAACAGCAACACACAGGGCUGCUGGAAACCAACACAGGCAGAGGCUGUGAGGCUGCAAGGAGGAGGCCAUCCGAAGGAGAGGAGUCUGGCCUCGGCAUCAUGUGAUAUGUACAUUCCCUGGAAGCGCUCUGCAGUGGAAGAGUGAUUCUGCACUCCAUGUGAAACAUCCCAACCACCAGCACCCCUAUCACCACUAUUACCUCUCCUGACAGCACAGACAACAGUCAUCAAAGCCGCCUCCUCGUGACUCAACUUGCCCUCUGUCUCCUUCUCCCCCUUCGUUUCUGAGAUAAUAAAAUGGCCUUGCCACUUUACAACCUCCCUAAUGCCUCUUGCAAAUAAGGCCUUUCACCAGACAGGACAGCUAAAACCCUCUGCAGUUCCCCCGCUUCCCACUUUCUUUUUUUGUUUCCUCGCUAACUCAGCCCUCAACACACACAUUCCCUAAGCAAACAGGGUGUUUCUCCUAGUGUCAUCUGCGGCAGCCAUUUUGCAGACGCCUGCACUUCAGUUUCCAAAUCAUAAGGAGUUUUUUUUUUGAGCUUCUGGAGUACCCACGUCCCGUCUUCCAUAUGGGGGAUUAAAUCAGCGCAGUAGCCCACAUUGACUUCAUCUUCUCUGUGUGUUAAGGUGUCUUUUUUUGUUAAGUGAGGCCUUUUGGAUUGGAGCCGUCAUGGCUGGGAAGGGCAAUCAGGUGCCUGGCCCCCACCUCAAUGGCUUCCCCAUGCCCACCUACUCGUACUUCUUCCCGCACAUGCUGGGGGGCCUGUCGCCUCCCGCCCUGCCAGGACUGCCCAUCAGCGGGUACAGCACCCCCUCACCAGCUACGAUAGAGACCCAGAGUACCAGCUCAGAGGAGAUAGUGCCAAGCCCGCCCUCCCCACCCCCGCCACCCCGCGUCUACAAGCCCUGCUUCGUGUGCCAGGACAAGUCCUCAGGGUACCACUAUGGUGUCAGCGCCUGUGAGGGCUGCAAGGGCUUCUUUCGGAGAAGCAUCCAGAAGAACAUGAUCUACACCUGCCACAGAGAGAAGAACUGCAUCAUCAACAAGGUCACCCGCAACCGCUGCCAGUACUGCCGGCUGCAGAAGUGCCUGGAAGUGGGGAUGUCCAAGGAGUCGGUGAGGAACGACCGGAACAAGAAGAAAAAGGAUGAGAAGAAGCAGGAGUGCACAGAGAGCUAUGUGCUGAGUCCCGACACAGAGCAGAUGAUCGACAGGGUCCGCAAGGCACACCAGGAGACCUUCCCCUCCCUCUGCCAGCUGGGCAAAUACACUACGAGUAACAGCUCAGAGCGGCGCGUAUCCCUGGACGUGGACCUGUGGGACAAAUUUAGCGAGCUCUCCACCAAGUGCAUCAUCAAGACAGUGGAGUUUGCCAAGCAGCUGCCCGGCUUCACUACGCUUACCAUCGCUGACCAGAUCACCCUGCUCAAAGCUGCAUGUCUGGACAUCCUGAUACUGCGGAUCUGUACGCGUUACACGCCCGAGCAAGACACCAUGACUUUCUCGGACGGCCUGACGCUAAACCGAACCCAGAUGCACAACGCCGGCUUCGGGCCCCUUACCGACUUGGUGUUCGCCUUCGCCAACCAGCUCCUCCCCCUGGAGAUGGACGACGCAGAGACAGGGCUGCUCAGCGCCAUCUGUCUGCUGUGUGGAGACCGUCAGGACUUGGAACAGGCAGACAAGGUGGACAUCCUGCAGGAGCCCCUCCUGGAAGCCCUUAAGAUCUACGUAAGGAAGAGGAGGCCCCACAAACCGCACAUGUUCCCCAAGAUGCUGAUGAAGAUCACCGACUUGAGAAGCAUCAGCGCCAAAGGAGCCGAGCGUGUCAUCACCCUGAAGAUGGAGAUCCCCGGCUCCAUGCCUCCUCUUAUCCAGGAGAUGCUGGAGAACUCUGAGGGCCUGGAGAGCGGGGCAGCAGGCGGCCGGUCCAGCGCACCCCCCCAGGCAGCUGCAGCCCCAGCCUGUCCCCCAGCUCUGCCCAAAGCAGUCCAGCGACACAAUCACCGUAGUAGCCCCUUUUUUAUUUUUCUUUCUUUCCCCAUGUUGGUCUUUGUCUCCUCCCUCGAGGCUCUGAGGAGGAGGAGGAGGAGGGGGCGGGACGGUGCGGGGCACUGGACACAGAGUGGCAGAGCCGACGUCCUCCUCUGCUGCAACACACACCUCCCACCUCCUGCUCUACCCUCCCUCGCUGCGGGACGCUGUCCUGAGGUGAGGGGAGGUGGGGCCGGGCUCAACAGGAUGCCUCUGAGACACCAGACCAUAAACACUGCUGACAUCUCCUCCUCCGUCCCCCUUCCUACCCCCCAACCCCUCCACCCCACCCCUCCUCCUCUCUCCACCUUCCUCCCGAAAAGACUGAUGGAAGCAAAACUGGACGGAGGCCCCGAGACCGCUGCAGUGGAGACAAGUUUUGAGUGGCACUGAGGGCGGGUGGAGGAGCAGUGACACCAGGGGACAGACAAACAGACAAGGACUAUACAUACAAACAGACUGAAUAAACACCAGACACUUUUUUUGUUGUUGUUGUUGUACUCUGAGGCAGACCGCGAGCUUGGGACUUGUCAGAAGACCCCCCCUCCCUCCUCAAAGACUCUGGGUCUUUUCUCCUUUUCCAACUUCAAAAAGCAGAUUUCGUACAAAAGAUAUAUAAAUAUAUAUAGAAAAGUUAAGGAACUGUUGUGCUUGACUUGUCCAUAACGGAAUGGCAGGUUGAAAAAGAGGACGAGUUUUCUGAGAUUAGAAACUGUUGUACUCCUUCACUGUUUGAAUCUUUUCAUACCCAUCAAGAGUAUUGAGAGAGAAGUUUCAGUUGUUUUAUCACUUUGGGAUGUUACUCUAAUUAACAAAAAGGAAAAAAAGACAUUGAAAUUACUCUCCUGUCUACACAUGCAUACACGCACACAAACACAAAUGUGCUCAGAAAACGAGUCGCAAUGAAUAUCACCUACUAUUCCAGGUUGGGUUUGUUUUCCUUUUUUUCUUUUAUUUUGCUUCAAAGAGAAUGGAAAAAAUGAUUGUAUGAACUUGGUUGUAUGAUAUGGUCACAGGUCCUUUCAAGAAAUCAAAUUAAUGAAGAUUCGUUAUUAAGGUGUAUUUUACGUAGCCUUUGAGUUCAUGUAUAUAAGCUGUAUUCAUUUCUUUAAAACUAUGAAGAGUUUAGGCUUCACCUGAUUUUUUUUUUUUUUUUUUUUUUUUUUUUUUUUUUUUAAAAGAAUACCUUCUAUGUGUUUUGUUUAUAGGUUUGUGAUUCAAAAAAGACAUUUUGAGCACAUUUUACUGAAGGAAAUUCUUCCAUGUUUUUUGUCCUACUAGAUACUGGACAGACCCAUAACCAAUCAUUGGCUGUUCAGAAUGUGGCUGUCACAAACAAUUUCAUUCCCCCAUCCCCCCCCCCUCCCCUCCUCACUUUUAAAACAUGUUUUUACAUAGAUAACAAAGUAGCACUCCAAUCGGGGCAUAGCUUUUUUUGGCCAUGUAGCAGAAAGAGAUGGUGUUUCUGAGGAUGAUGUGAGCUGGAACGCCGUUUGUAGACCAGCCAGGCCCAGGCGAGCCCCCACAGCUCGGCCUGAAAAGAAAGUUAAAAUGUGAAGAAUGGUGUACGUACACACUGUAUUAAAAACACAAGUGAUUCUCAGUAGUCUCUGAAUGGAUCAAUAUUAUUCAGUGGAUGGGAAAAGACUGUAGAUUCUAGUGAUCCCUCUGCUCUGUCAACGGUCAAAUGGACAAGUGAGUUCCCUAAUGUGAUGUUCGUCAACGAAGCCCUCAAGUCUUUCCCCGGCAACCUGUGGUAGAAAACAAAUAUGUGACCUUUGGCGGGAUCCAGAGCAACCUCACACCUGUGAUUCACUUCACACCAAAUGCCUUCACUGCUAACACACAUCUCAUCUAGACCAUCAUUACUGUACACACAACGUCUCAGGAAGGAAUCAUUUUGUGUGCUUGGCUUGUUCUUUGUAAAUGUUCUGUGCUGCACCCCUUAACCCCUCCUAUCACAGAUGCACACACACACACAUACACACACAUACCCCUGCUACUGAGCCCCUGAAUUCUCUGAUCACUCAACUUUCGUUCGGCCUGGCAGACCAGGACUUUUUGCAGAGAGACGCCGACCCUGACCCUGACCAGCAAAGUGUUAUGACAUAGGAUGCCAGUGUGGAGUCUCUCCGAGUCGUUCAUGUGUUCUUCGUUUUAUUUGUACGGUCAAAGCUGCUUUCAUCAAUCAGGACUUAACCUGUCCAGAACAGCGCACAACUUUUCCCUCCACGGCUAAUCUGGAAUAGCAACAGACACACCCUCAGUUUGAGACGUAUGGAAUAUGUUGCAAUUUUGUCAAGAUUAUCAAGCGACUUUAAAAAAAAAAAACAAAAAAACAAACAAAACAAAAAACAACAAAAAAAACAAAAACAAAAAUAAAACCAA